Messenger RNA from Periophthalmus magnuspinnatus, 1996 nucleotides. RefSeq names its product fukutin (gene fktn). The transcript is spliced from 11 exons. The coding region runs from base 146 to 1468 and encodes 440 amino acids. The record is from RefSeq and is a predicted model, not a curated record. Gene Ontology annotation, cellular component: Golgi membrane. Lineage: Eukaryota; Metazoa; Chordata; Actinopteri; Gobiiformes; Gobiidae.
GUGAAGGUGUCGCGGCGGAAGUGUUGGUGUCUAAGAUGGCGGCUGUGCUCCGGGCUCCUCGCGCUCUGCUCACGUUUCCCGCUGCGGUUUCCCGCUGCUAAGCGCGCUCCAGGUGCGGCAUGAGGUGCGCGUGACCGAGGGUCGGAUGGUGCGCGUGAACCGGAGCGCGCUGCUGUACGUGCUCGCGCUGGGCAGCUGCGCGUUCCUGCUGUUCCAGCUGUACUACUACCGGAAGUACGUCACUAAGGCCGGGUCCCGCCCCCUGGGCGCCGACAGCCAAUGGCAGGUGGUGAGGUCGUUCCUGUCUGCGGCCCAUAGUUGUCGGCUUCCUGUCUUUCUCAUCGACGUUGCAGCUCUGAACUCCAUCUCCCAUAAUGCACCUGGGCAUCACCACUGCAACUUCCUGUGCAGCCGACCAAUCACAGCAUUUGGCCUCAACGCCAAGCACUGGGGCCACGACAGCUGCUUCCUGUCGUCGCUGGAGCAGAAGGACUUCACCUGGAUCCUGACGUCAGGAGAAGACCCUCGAUUGGUCGGUUUGGACGUGUCAGGUGACCAGGUCCCUCUGCACCUGCUGCUGCGUCGCCACGGAAACAUCAUACAGUUGGUCUUCUUUGUAGAACGUGGCGGUGGAUUCUUGUGGCAUGGAGGUCUGAGACUGAGACCAGACCAAGACCGGACCUUCCCCUUCAAACACCUGGACUACGGCCGCCACCAAGGGGCCUACGACAGACUGGACUUGGUUCUCACGGUCCUGGACGGUCUAGAUGUGCGUGUCCCUCGGAACGUCACCCACUUCCUGUUGGAGCAGAGACACGCCCACUUCCUGGAGUGUGGUUACCGUGACGCCCGCAGCUUCCUGCAGCUCUACCCUCAGGACUUGGGCCCGGCCGCUCUGGACUUCAGGAGGAAAGUCCAGACUCUGCUCCAGAUCUCGGUCCAGACUCUGGGCCUGAUCCAGGUCCCAUUUUGGAUCAGCAGCGGCACCUGUUUAGGUUGGCUGAGGCAGUGCGGGGUCAUCUCCUACAGCAGAGACGUCGACAUCGGGGUCUUAGUCCAGGACUUCAGACCAGAGAUAGUCCAAGUCCUGACCGCGUCUGGACUUAGGCUCAAGCACCGAUUUGGGAAGGUGGAGGACAGCUUGGAGCUCUCAUUUCUUUUGGACGACGUCAAACUUGACAUUUUUUUCUUUUACGACGACGGAGACGUGAUGUGGAACGGAGGAACACAGGCGAGAACGGGACGCAAGUUUAAGUAUGUCUUUCCGCGCUUCUCUCUGUGUUGGACCCUGUUUCUGGAGUUGAAGGUGCGGGUUCCUUGCGAGACGCUGGAUUACGUCCGAGCGAACUACGGCGACGGGUGGAGCGUUCCCGUGGCAACCUGGGACUGGAAGACGUCACCUAGCAACGUCCUCGACAACGGGGUGUGGCCUGUGGAUCAGUGGGAGGAGGUUAUUCAGGUGUUUUGACCAAUCACAGACCAGGAACAUUUGAAGACGAACCUAUCACAGGCCUCGAAUAAUGAAGGACAGUCUGUGGAGCAUUUGCCCUCUGACCUGAAGGUCUGUGGUUUGAUCCCAGCUUUGCCCUGGUCCUGAACCAGGACUAGACCGGGUCUGAACCGGGACUGAACCGGGACUGAACCAGGACUGAACCAGGACUAGACCGGGACUGAACCAGGACUGAACCGGGACUAGACCAGGUCUGAACCAGGACUAGACCAGGUCUGAACCAGGACUAGACCAGGACUGAACCAGGACUAGACCGGGACUAGACCGGGACUGAACCGGGACUGAACCGGGACUGAACCGGGACUGAACCGGGACUGAACCGGGACUGAACCGGGACUGAACCAGGACUGAACCAGGACUGAACCAGGACUAGACCAGGUCUGAACCAGGUCUGAACCAGGACUGAACCAGGUCUGUCUCCUGUGGCCCAGUGACUCAUGUCUUCAUAUUUGUUUAUUGCUAAUAAAGUGUCAGAAAUGUGUCCUG